GGGGGAGAGAGAGAACCCAUCACUUUCCUCUUUUCUCUUUCAAUGCUGCAACGACCGCCGUACAUUCUCAUGGAAUUGGAGGAAUAUAUUUAGGAUCUGAAUUGGGAAACAAAUAUUUCGGAGACCCAGGAUAAGAAAACUUGGAACAUCCUUUUGUUUUUUUUCCAAGAGUUCCGAGAUGUUUGGGGGCAAAUGUUUCUUUUGGAGCAGAAUCUCUGCUUUGUCGUCACCUGAACCGGAGCCUUUCUCUCUGCUGGCACCGCUUCCGAAAUGGCCUGAAGGUCAAGGUUUUGCCGGUGGAAUAAUUUGUCUAGGAGAACUAGAAGUGAUUCAAAUCACCAAGUUUGAGAGCGUUUGGAGCUGCAGUGUAUUGAAUGAUAACAGAAAAGGUGCUACAUUCUAUAAACCAAUAGGAAUACCAGAUGGCUUUUUCAGCCUAGGUUACUACUGCCAACCAAAUGACCAGCCUUUACAAGGGUUUGUUCUUGCUGCUAGAGAAGUGACUGCUUCUGACGCAGAAGGUAGUCAUUUUUGCCACAGAAGUGACUCUCCAGCUCUUACCAAGCCCGUUGACUAUACACUAGUUUGGAGUAUAAAUGACUGGAACGGUGACAUUCAUGAUGGAUGUGGUUACUUUUGGUUGCCACAAGCACCUGAGGGUUAUAAAGCUAUGGGGUAUGUGGUCACUAAAAAGCCAGACAAGCCUUCACUUGAAGAAGUGAGAUGUGUCCGAGCUGAUCUCACAGAGAACUGUGAGGCCUAUUGGUUAAUUCUUGAAGUGGAUUCAAAAUCUCCCAAGUUUCCAUUUUGGGUUUGGAAAAUAAGACCUAGCCAUAGAGGAAUGUGGGGAAAAGGUGUAUCUGUAGGAACAUUCUUCUGCAGUAGUUCUGGAGAUGAGCUGAAUAUUGCAUGCUUGAAAAACGUCAAUUUAAACCUGCAUGCAAUGCCAAGUCUGGAGCAGGUCCAUGCUCUUAUCAAGCACUAUGGGCCUACAGUUUUCUUCCAUCCAGAUGAGAUAUAUUUGCCUUCCUCUGUUUCAUGGUUUUUCAAAAAUAGAGCCUUGUUAUACAGAAAAGGAGAGUUAGAUGGUGAAGCAAUCGAUGCUAGUGGCUUGAACCUUCCAAAUGGUGGCACUAACGAUGGAAAAUAUUGGAUAGACUUGCCAAAUGAUGAUCGGAGGAGUACUGUUAAAUGUGGCAACAUAGAAAGCGCAGAACUCUAUGUUCAUGUGAAACCAGCCUUGGGAGGAACCUUCACUGAUAUUGCAAUGUGGGUCUUUUGUCCCUUUAAUGGGCCAGCCACUAUCAAGGUUGGAGUUUUAAGUUUUGCACUUAGCAUGAUAGGGCAGCAUGUAGGUGAUUGGGAACAUUUCACACUGCGUGUGAGCAACUUCACUGGUGAGCUCUGGAGUACAUACUUCUCACAGCACAGUGGUGGUGAAUGGGUGGAUGCAUGGAACUUGGAGUUCAUUGAAGGGAACAAGGCAAUUGUUUAUUCGUCAAAACAUGGUCAUGCAAGCUUCCCACAUCCUGGGAGCUAUAUUCAAGGUUCUGAGAAGCUGGGGAUAGGAGUGGAGAAUGAUGCUGCUCGAAGCAACUUUUAUGUGGAUUCAAGUGUCAACUAUCAGAUUGUUGCAGCUGAGUAUCUCGGUGAUGGAAUUGUGACAGAGCCAUGUUGGUUGCAGUAUAUGAGAGAAUGGGGUCCAACCAUUGUAUAUAAAUCACGUUUGGAACUGGAAAAGAUAAUCAGUUUUCUCCCGGUGCUGAUGAGGUUUUCUGUGGAGAACAUUUUUGACAAGAUCCCGACGGAACUUUCUAAAGAGGAAGGACCCACUGGACCCAAGGAGAAGAAUAAUUGGGAGGGAGAUGAAAGAGGGUAGGUUAGUUUUAUUGUCUGGCUUAUCUUCAAGGUUUCAUAAAUAUUUCCCUAUCUGGGUGUUUAAGUAGUCCUUUGUUGUAACAGUAUGUAUAGUUGUCAUUACUGUCAUCAUAUUUAAAAAAGUGGGAGAUGUACUUCCCCUAGACAAAAUUCCUCUAG
Telopea speciosissima is the source of this 2037-nucleotide messenger RNA. RefSeq lists its product as uncharacterized. NCBI's taxonomy places the organism in Eukaryota, Viridiplantae, Streptophyta, Magnoliopsida, Proteales, Proteaceae. Bases 179 to 1879 code for a protein of 566 amino acids. The record is from RefSeq and is a predicted model, not a curated record. The transcript has 2 exons.